AUGGCUGAGGCUGUGAGAGGGUCCCGCAAGAGUCGCGCCAAAAGCAGGCCUAAGGAAAAAAAGAAAAAAGGUAGUGAGGAGUCCCAGACCCAGGAGUCUGAUGAUGUCUUCCUCCCUCCUGUGGAAGAAGUGUCUGCGCAAGCCAGUGAAGUGCAACCGGAACAUCACGGAGAGUUUACAGAGAUUUGGCUCGGUGAUGAAGCGGGGGAUGGAGGAACUGAUGUGUAUAAUGUCCCCCGGAGUAAUUCACCUUCAGCUAAUCAAGGGUCUUUGACAGUGUCUCUGGAGCCUCCCACAGAGGCAGAAGAGUUCAAAGCUGCUCCUUCCCACGAAGGGUGUGAGGGGGGUGCUGGGACGGGUGGACAGAGCGGGUUGGACGUAUCUCACCAGCCUGUGGAGGCAGUUGCUAGCACGUCAAGAAACUCUGAUUUAUCGAGUACCUUUUGUUCCAGUGCUGCUGGCUCUCAGGCAGCAGUGGGCUUGAUACAGGACAGAGGAACUGGAGGUGUACAAGAUGUUAAAAAUCCUCUUGUCUGCCCUUCAGAGAGACUUCCUGUUAGUGUCUCACAGCUCUCCGAGAAAUCCAAAGCGUGUGUUCAGCGGCUGGGGUUGAAACCGUCUCACCGAGACCUGUCAGCCGAGGUGUCCUGUGAGAGACCAACUGUUAUAGCGGUGAAACCACUCUUGCACAGCGAGGGGCUGUACCCAGAGCUCUCAACUGAGCCAGAACUGGUGCCAUUUACCAGGGAACAGCUGAAAAUUUUUGAGCCCUAUUCAUGGCUGGAGAACGUUGACUCCUACACAGAGGAAUUUGAAAGCAUUGCUCACCAAGACAGGCAUGAAUUCUACGAGCUGCUCCUGAACUACAUGCGCUGCAGGAAGCAGCUGCUGUUGGCUGAGACAGAGCUGCAGGCUAUGACCACAGACUGCCAAAAUGUGAAGGGGAGAUUAUGGACUUUUAAAGAAGAACAGAAAACUGUGCAGGGUGUCUGUGCAGAUCAGUGCAGAGUGACUGGCCACCACCGGUACCAGACAGUGGAGCUGAAGGAGGGCGUGCUGGGCGAGCUGAAAAAGCUGUUUGAGGCCAAAGCAGAGCAUGUGCAUCAGACACUGGCCCUGCACUCCUACACUUCAGUGUUGUCCCGCUUGCAAGUGGAGUCAUAUGUCUACAGGCUGCUCAGCAGCUCGUCCCUGCUGAGAUCAGUGGCUCUGCAGCAGCAAGAACAAGUUUCAAAGCAGUCAGAAAACCUUUCUUCAGACUUGGGCCACUUAAAGGAGUGCAUCAGUGUCCUUUUCAGCUUUACUCGCAGGGUUAUAGAAGAUCCUCGGUUUCAGAGUGACCUUCUCAUGUGGCUGCAGAGACUGGUGUCAGUGUUGCAGAGAAUUGGCUGCCCAGGUGACCAUCUCUUCCUGUUGAACCACAUCCUUCGGUGUCCAGCUGGCAUCAGUGAGUGGGCUUGUCCGUUCAUUCAGAUCAAAGUCUUGGAUAACCCAUCAGGUAUCUUUCAUUUCAUGCAGUCUCUUGCCUUGCUGAUGUCUCCUGUCAAAAAUAGGGCUGAGUUCAUGUGCCACAUGAAACCAAGUGGAAGGAGAAGUUCCUCUUCAUCUGGGAAGGAAUCUGGAAACUGGACCCUGGUGGAUGAAGGAGGAGAAGAGGAUGAGGAUCCUGAAACAAGCUGGAUUCUGCUUUUGGAAGAUGACUUGAUUGCCCUGUUGUCACAGUUUCCAUUCCAAGAACUCUUUCAGCAGUUCCUUGGGUUUAAGUCUGGAGGUGCUUAUUUUCCUGAAAACACAGCUCCCCAGGAGAUGAUGAAGAUUUUUGCUUUUGCCAACUCCUUAGUGGAGCUUCUGUCUGCAGGGCUGGAAACCUUUAACAGAGCACGGUACCGACAGUUUGUGAAGCGAAUUGGUCAGCUAAUCAAGAUGACACUUUGUCAUGUGAGUGACCACUGGGCCCAGUAUGUUAGUGGCAAUAAAGAAUAUGGAUCAGUAGCACAUCCCUACUCGGUGGAAAAACUGCAGCUGGAGUUUGAUGAGCUGUUUUUCAGAGCUGUUCUACAUGUUCUGAAGGCAAAAAGGUUGGGAGUCUGGUUGUUCAUGUCUGAGAUGCCUUAUGGAACCCUGUCAAGCAACAUGCUUUGGAGGCUCUUCUUUGUCAUGCACUGUGCAGACAGUGAACACCUAGAGAAACUCUGCUCUACUCUACAACCUGCUGACUGCAAACAAAGACUGAAAGACCCAGAGCACCUUGAAAAUUUUGAGGAGUAUCUCAAAUCAAUGAACUGCUCAGAGGAAAUCUGUCUGCUUACCACAUUUGCUCAGAUGGCACAAACAAAGAGGGCUGAUGUUGAUGAGGAUUUCAUAAAAAUCAUUGUUCUGGAGAUAUAUGAAGUUUCCUACCUUAGCCUUUCCACCAGAGAGACUUUUUCCAAAGUGGGCCGAGAGCUCUUGGGAGCAAUUGCCAGCAUCCACACACAGAUGAUUUCUGUCUUGCUGGAUCGAGUCAGAGAGACCAUUGAGAAAGUUGGGAUGGUUUCUUUAUAUCUGUUUAAAGAACUGCCCUUGUACCUGUGGAAGCCUUCUUCGUCCGAGAUAGCAGUGAUUCGUGACUGGUUGUUAAAUUACAGUCUAACCACAGUGGAGAAUAAACUAGCCUGCAUUAUCUUGGAAGGGCUAAACUGGGGAUUUGGUGAGCAUGAUGCUCUUCAUCUGGAUCCAGCUGUCCAUUCUGAAAUUGCCUUGAUGGUCCUGGAAGCAUAUCAGAAAUACCUCUCCCAGAAACCAUAUGCUGGGCUACUUUCUGAAAGCAUAAAACAGGUCUCCUACCUAGCCAGCAUUGUUCGGUACGGCGAAACACCAGAGACCUCUUUCAACCAGUGGGCUUGGAGCUUGGUUCUGAGGUUGAAGCUGCACAGGAAUGACCGUGGCAUGCAGCAGGGCUGGCCUGCAGGCCCCAUGCCUAGCAGCGUGCUCGACAUGACGGAGGCAGUCACGCUUCAUCCCCUCCUGAAGGCCGUUAAAACAAACAUCCCUAUCGGCUGUUACUUGGCACUGGCAAUGACCACAGUGGGUCACAGCAUUGAGAAGUUCUGUGCAGAAGGGAUCCCUCUUCUGGGUGUACUCGUCAAGUCUAGAUACCUGAGGACAGUAGUCCAUGUGCUGGAUAAAAUCUUACCCUUGUUUUAUUCUUGCCAGUAUUACCUCCUGAAGAAUGAACAGUUUUUAUCCUAUGUCCAACUGUUCCUUCACCUGGAUAGUGGAGUGCCUCAAGGCGUGACCCAGCAGGUUACCCAUAAAGUAACACAGCACUUGACAGGAGUGAGCUAUGGGGAAAAUGUUAAGCUGCUCAGUAGUAUGAUACAGACUCACAUUUUAAUAAGUGACCAGCCAACUGGAGUGGGGCCAGCUGCAGUACUGGAGUUCUGGGUCCAAGUCCUCACCAGCCAGCAGCUGUGGCACAGGGACCGGGCAACGCUGUCCUUGCUGGAUGAUUUGUGUAAGGCAGCUUUUCACUACAGUCAAGAGGACUGUGUGCAGAAGCUGCUUUACCAACAACACAAGAAUGCUUUGGGCUACCAUUGUGACAAAAGUCUGCUGUCCUCACUUGUUAGCUGGAUUGUGGCAGGCAAUGUGACUCCUUCCUUUGUUGAGGGCAAUGCCAAUUCCUCUCAGGUCUGGUUUUCAUGGGUGGUGUUAAAUAUGGAGUCAAUGUUUGAAGAAGAUUCUCAGCUUCGCAGGGUGGUGGAGGCAGAGCUGGUGGUUAAUGCUGUGACUCCUGAUCAGGCUUUGAAGAAAGCACAGACCCAGCUGAAGCUGCCCAUUGUGCCUUCUCUUCAGAGGCUCAUGAUUUACCGCUGGGCUCACCAGGCUCUUGCCACCCCUGCUGAUCACCCUCUCAUGCCGCUGAUCUGGCAGAAGUUCUUCCUCCUUUACCUUCACCGACCAGGACCACAGUAUGGAUUACCUGUGGAUGGCUGUAUUGGAAGAUAUUUUUUCCAGAGUGCAGCUCAUGCUACCUUAUUAAAUGAGAUGAAGCAGCGCUUGGUAGAGGUAGCAGACUUCCACCAUGCUGCCAGUAAAGCACUAAGAGUAGAGAGUCCUGCAGAGGGCAGAGACACAUCACCAGAGAAGGCAAACUGCUCACCAGACUACCUGACUUCACCAGAACUGCAUAAGGAACUUGUCAGGCUUUGCAAUGUGUUUGUCUUAUGGCUGGAAGAAGAGAGUUUCCAGAGAGGAGACACUUACAUUCCUUCUUUACCAAAGCAAUAUGAUGCACAUAGACUUGCUAAAGUCAUGCAGAAUCAACAGGAUUUGUGGAUGGAGUAUGUCAACAUUGAGCUUGUGCACCACGAGUUUCAGGAGGCUCUAAACCUUUGGAUGCAGGUUCAGCUGGAGUCACAUAGCACCUGUAUUUCUGCAGGGCAAACAGAUUCUACCAGCCACUUAUCGGCCAAAGAGAGGAUAAUAAAUAAUUUGAAGAAGUUUGAUACUCCCAAGCCCCCUCUUCCACUCCAGACAGUGAAAGCUCCUGUGCCAGUUAUUUCCUCUGCCAGCCUAGUAAGUCAGAAAGAAGCAAAUCAGCUCAUGUGCAUCGACCUUAACAUCUUGCAGCGACAUGCCAAGACUGCAGCUCUCUGGGAGUCUCAGCAUGUUGCUCUCAAUAAUGAAAUACUGGACACAGUACCUAAGCUGUACGUCAAUCGGGAAGAGCAGAUCACACUCCACUUGGAGUGCCGGGGAACGUCAAGUAAAGGCUGUCAGGGAGCAGCUCUCCUAACCGUACAGUUUGAAGGGAAACACAAAAACGAAGCAGUGAGCCAGCAGCUUCAUGCUUUGCAUAAGGAGGUGAGGCAGCUGCAGGCAGAAGCUAUGAAGCCACCUUCCCUGGGCGUUGUGGAAGCAGCAGUACACGUGGAGAACUUUAUAACAGCCUUAAUAAAUAUCUACAAAGUGCAGCCUAUGCCUGCAAUUAAGAAGGUUGGAAUUGGUUUGUUCUUCACACUAGUGGAGUACGUGUGUGACGAAACUCAACGCAACCCUCCUACCAGGCAGUUCUUCACAUCCUGCAUUGAAAUUCUAGGCCAGGUGUUCAUCAGCGGGACCAAAUCAGAAUGCAAACGUCUCCUCCAAACUGUCCUGCAGAAUCGAAGGCUCUGCACUCUUCUCUCUCCUUACUUCACUCCUGCUGCCUCUCCCAACGACUUUGUGACUUUAUAUGAGCAAGUUGUGGCCUUUCUGAGUGAGGAUACCAGUGAUGUUGUCUUCAUGCUGCUUACAAAGUUUGACCUUACACAGUGGUUGAGCGCUGCUAAGCCACUUCUGUCUGAACGUACCCAGCUUCUGGAGUCUAUUCACUUGGCUCUCAGUGCAUGUGGCCUUGAACCUGAAGAGGAUAUUUUGAUGCCAUUUAAUAUCUUCUGCAAACAUUGGACUAACCUUCUGCAGUAUCAGUUCCCAGAUCACUACAAUGAUUUCCUAAGACUGUUUGUGCAAAGCUCAUCAGAGCAGCUUCUAAGCCCUGACUGUUGGAAGGCAUCACUUAAAGCUUUGGGAUGUUCACUGGUGGCUGAACAGGGAAGCUUCAAGAAAAGUGAUUCUGCUGACAGCUCUGUGCUGCGAGAUGCCACAGAGACGCUCCUCUCCGCAGAGCAGGUUAGAGAGACAAUAGAAUGGCUUUCCACAUCGUUCUGCAAGCUGCGACUGGCGUCGGUGGACUUCAGGACUUUCGGCCUGUUCUCCAAGUGGAGUCCUUACGUGGCUCAGGUGAACACACUGCUGGAGUACCUUGUUCACAGAUGUAUCAACACCGAAGCUGCUGCUUUAGCCCUAGAGCCUCUUGGCAGUAGAAGAGUGCUAGCAGCAUUGCAGUCUUUGUAUUCAGUUAUUGUUGGACUCUUUAAGCCAUGGAUACUAGUCCUGGAGAAGGAAGAUGCAAGUAGCCAGCCCUGUUACCCUUGGUUAGAGAGUGACACUCCUGUAGCAUCCACCAUGGUCCACCUCUUCACAGAUUGCAUCAAGCUUUUGCAUGAAAGCUUUAAAGAUAAGCUGUUGCCAAGUCACCAUGGGGCUCUCUGGUUACAUUUAAUGCAUUACUGUGAGUGUUGCACAGCCCCCAAAAUGCCAGAGUUUAUUCUCUAUACUUUCCACACGGAGUUCAGAAAGCUCCCGUGGAAGGAAAUGCAUCCAGACCAAAUGCUUAUGGAAGAGUUCUUUAAGAUUGAAAGAGGCAGCCCCAAGAGUUGUUUCUUAUUCUUGGGUUAUGUUCUGUGUGAAAUAAACUGGGUCAGUGUCCUUUCUGAUGCCUGGAGUCCCAACCCUCAUCCUCAGACUCACAACAUGAUUGUCUGCUUGCUGUAUAUGAUGGUCCUGUUGGCAAAGGAGGAGCAACUUGUAGGCAAAGAGGAGUCGCCACUUAUAAAUCUUCUUGGACAGACCAGCUCCCUUCCCUGGCAGCUUGUGGGCAUUGCGUCUUAUCAGAGCAUCGUCAGCUACUGCAACAGUCACUACUCUCCCUCUGUUAUCCUUGCUAAGGGUGCUGCAGCUGAACUGAUAAUGAAGCUCCUGAAGAUCUCAGCAGGCUUUGGUGCAUCUUCAGAUAGUCACAUCCACCUUGAUGUGACGCUGAAAUGCCAAGCUUACAUUCGCCAGGUGGUUCAAUUUCUCAGCACCUUAGAACAAAGUGGAAAGAUUACCCUUGCAGCUUUGGAACAAGAAAUGUCCAACUUGCUAGAUGAUGUAGUCAUCUUUAAUCCUCCAGAUAUGGAUCUGCAAACACGUCAUAUGGCCCUCAGCAGCCUCUUCACAGAAACACUGAUGAUGAUGAACAAUUCCAGUGUUACCACAGCCGAGUCCCUGCAGGGGAGCCUGCGGCAGUGGAUUGACAGCAAAGUGCAUGGGGUGCUGGCAAUGCCCCUUCUGACCGCGGCCUGCCAGAGCCUGGCCUCUGUGCGACACAUGGCAGAGACCACAGAAGCCUGUAUCACUGCUUACUUCAAUGAAGAUUAUCCUCACAACCAGAAUUUAGGCUGGGGGCCUAUACUUGCUUCUCUCCAGGUUCCUGAGCUAACUAUGGAAGAAUUCUUGCAGGAGUGUCUGUCAUUAGGAAGCUACUUGACCCUCUAUGUCUACUUGCUGCAAUGCCUGAACACUGACCAAACUCUUAGCAAUGAAAUGAAAGUCCUGUUAACCAUAAGCAAAUGGCUGGAGCAAGUUUACCCAAGCUCAGCAAAGGAGGAGGCAAAGCUGUUCCUGUGGUGGCAUAAAGCCAUGCAGUUAUCCUUGGUUCAGAUGGAGCAAGAUGACGCUGUGCUGGUCGAAUCUGUCAGUCGGACACUGCUGUCAAUCCAGAGCAGGCAGAGUCAACUGGCUGAAGAGAGAUUGACUUCUGGAAUACUUGGUGCUAUUGGGCUAGGCAGGAGGUCGUCUUUGUCACCCAGGUUUCGAGUGGUUGCCCGCAGCCUGUCUGCCUUCCUCCUGGUGCAGAUUCCUGCGGAGGGUCAAGUCCGCCUGAAAGCAGGGGCAGAGCCCAAGCUGUCACAGAGGGCCCAGCAGGCACUGAACGCUCUUGAGGCUAUGGCAUCAAACAAACAAUACAUGGAUUAUCAAGGGCAGCUGUCCCAGGCUUCUCUGUUCAUCCAGCACCCAGAGCACUGUCUUCGAGACGGCAAUAACCUCCUGGCUCUGCUUAUUAACACUCUCUACCCGGAAGUGCAUUAUUUGGACAUCAUCCGGUAG
Dryobates pubescens (Downy woodpecker) is the source of this 7737-nucleotide messenger RNA. RefSeq names its product ectopic P-granules 5 autophagy tethering factor (gene EPG5). Gene Ontology annotation, biological process: autophagosome maturation. The record is from RefSeq and is a predicted model, not a curated record. The transcript is spliced from 44 exons. The coding region runs from base 1 to 7737 and encodes 2578 amino acids. NCBI's taxonomy places the organism in Eukaryota, Metazoa, Chordata, Aves, Piciformes, Picidae. Gene Ontology annotation, cellular component: cytoplasm.